This is a messenger RNA of Mytilus californianus (California mussel), 5983 nucleotides long. Its product is annotated as sodium- and chloride-dependent glycine transporter 1-like. The coding region runs from base 116 to 2074 and encodes 652 amino acids. NCBI's taxonomy places the organism in Eukaryota, Metazoa, Mollusca, Bivalvia, Mytilida, Mytilidae. The record is from RefSeq and is a predicted model, not a curated record. Gene Ontology annotation, biological process: sodium ion transmembrane transport. Gene Ontology annotation, cellular component: membrane. The transcript has 14 exons.
UUCCAUGUUUUCUAGCAUGCCAUUUGGGAUUGGUAUGCAAACAAGCAAAGGUUAUUCAUUCAUUCAUUGAUUUUUCAAAGAAACAGACGUGUCUAUUUAUAUGAGAAACUAGUCUAUGGAAAAAUAUUUAACAGAAAAAGAGAAGGCAUUGGAGGAUGAUGAUUCUUCUCCCAUGACCAGCCAGUCCAGUAUUGAAAGUGGCGAUGAAAAUGAAGAAAGAGGAAACUGGUCUGGAAGACUGGACUUUUUCUUAUCAUGUGUUGGGUAUGCUGUUGGUUUAGGAAAUAUUUGGAGGUUUCCAUAUCUGUGUUAUAAAAGUGGAGGAGGAGCAUUUUUGAUCCCCUAUGUGAUAUUUUUGGUGCUAUGUGGUAUGCCAUUAUUCUUUAUGGAAGUCAGCUAUGGACAGUUUGCCAGUCUCAGUCCAAUUACUGUUUGGAGGAUGUCACCUCUCUUUAAAGGUGUUGGUUAUGGUAUGGUUAUAAUCUCUGGCAUAGUGUGUGUUUACUACAACAUUAUAAUAACAUGGACAUUAUACUUUCUGUAUAUGUCCUUCAGAGCGAUCCUGCCGUGGAGCAGCUGUGAUAAUUCUUGGAACUCUGAGAAUUGCUACUUACAUUCUGACAACGAAACCACCGAUGAAAACUCAACUUCUUUCAUGUGGAAUUUAACUUCUGUUGGAAAUGUGACACAUGAAUUGUUAAAGUAUGACAAUACAACAGGAAUGCUCAAAAAUGAAACCUUGAAACAGAUAACACCCAGUGAAGAAUUUUGGGAGAAUCGUGUGUUAAAGAUGACUGAUGGGAUAGAAAACUUUGGUGGCAUCAGAUGGGAACUGUUGAUAUGUCUGGUUAUUGCCUGGGUUCUGGUGUUCCUCUGUCUUUGUAAAGGGGUCAAGUCAUCUGGAAGGGUUGUGUAUGUAACAGCCACAUUUCCGUACUUGGUUUUGUUAAUCUUAUUGAUAAGAGGAGUGACUUUACCAGGGGCAUCAGAAGGGCUCAAAUUCUACCUCAUUCCACAAUGGGAAAAGUUAGCCACAUUUCAGGUGUGGGGAGAUGCUGCAGUACAGAUAUUUUACUCUGUUGGUAUGGCCUGGGGAGGACUUAUUACAAUGGCUAGUUACAACAAAUUCCACAAUAAUGUAUACAGAGAUGCUAUGAUAGUGCCAUUGAUUAACUGCGGAACCAGUAUUUUUGCCGGACUAGUAAUUUUCUCCAUUCUUGGAUUCAUGGCUCAUGAGACGGGUGACAGGAUUGAAGAUGUUGUUACACAAGGACCAGGUCUUGUGUUCGUAGCUUACCCAGAAGCUGUAGCUAAGUUACCCAUUUCUCCAUUGUGGGCAGUACUUUUCUUCUUGAUGUUACUGACCAUUGGACUGGACAGCCAGUUCGGAAUGUUUGAAACUAUGACCAGUGCAUUCAUUGAUGAAUUCCCAGAAUAUUUAAGAAAUAGAAAAGUUCUGUUUACAGCUGGCAUGUGUUUUGUUGAAUUCUUGCUUGGACUACCCUGUAUUUUUGAGGGAGGAAUCUACUGGCUACAGAUCAUGGACUGGUACUGUUCCACUUUCUCUCUUAUGCUGUUAUCUUUAACUGAAUGUGUGGUUAUCGGAUGGAUUUAUGGUGCUGAUAGAUUCUAUAUGGAUAUUGAGCUGAUGAUUGGAUACAAACCAACGAUCUGGUGGAAAAUUUGUUGGAAAUAUAUCACUCCAGUAGUUAUUGCUUUUGUAUGGUUGUUCAGUGUUACACAGUUAAAACCAGUUUCCUAUGGUGAUUACCAGUACCCAUCAUGGGCCAUUGUCUUAGGUUGGGUGCUGGGAUUGGUGUCAUUGGUACCUAUUCCUGUUUGUAUGAUUAUCGCUAUCUACAAAUCUAACGAAGGAACAAUAUUACAGAGAGUUCAAAAGUUGUUGAAGCCCGACAAGUCAUGGGGACCAGCAGUAGAGAAAUACAGAUCAGAAUAUGAAGCUUCAAAAGAGUCCAGUUCAUCUACAGGACCUAUAUGUAUAUCUUAUAGAACUGAUAUUGUUAGCAUAUCAGAUGUUAAAAAGCAACCUGAAGGACAAAAUUUUGUUCUAUGAUGUGUAAAUCAAUAGAUAAACAUUUUAUGAUUGUUUGUGAUUAUUCCAUCAUUUUCACCUUUGUAUGUUGAUUAGAUCUUGAUAAGUUAUGCUUGUGCUAUCUGAUAAAAGAGUUGCACAUUUGCACUAUUUGAAAACACAAUUACACAUGUGCACUAACUGAUAACAGUUACAUAUGUUGUCUCUGCUGGACAAUGUACACAUGUGCUGUCAGAGACUACGCAGGAUAUCAGAGUUGUGCUUUCAGUAUAGUUAAAAGGUCAAGUUUAAUGUUAACAAAAAAGAAUAAGGACACUGUGUUCAAAUAUGUUGACAGAAUGGACAUGAACAGAUACUAUUUGAAAUCACAAUUAUUAGAUCUGUAAAACAUCUGUAUGUAUGUAAAAAAGUUAAAAUGCAUGCAUAACAUGGUAUCAGUUUUGAUGUGGGAUCAUAACAUGGUAUCAGUUUUGAUGUGGGAUCAAACUUAUCUACCAAUGUCCAUUUAUGUGUAGGCCUUUACUUCAGAAUGAUCAAAGAACAAUUUUAGAAAAGUUUAGUUUAUUAUAUUUUAUAUUUAAAAGAUUUACAUGUUCAGUUGAGAAUGUUAUUUAGAAUUGUAUUUUAAUUAUUGUAAUACAAACUUCAUCACAUUACAGUCUGUUACCUACAUUGUUAAAAUAAGUAUCUUGAGAAUUGGUAAAAAAUCCAAGCUAUGUUCUUUCAUAAAAGAUCGUUUAAUUUUUUUGGCUUUGUUUUAUUUGUUUUAAAAUUAGACUCCGAAGUCAGAAAAGUUUCUUUUUAUGUGAAUGGGGACUGUUUUAUUUUCUUUGGAAAUGUAAAGCUAAUCUUAUUCAAACUGUCUAUUUUGCAGAUUAUUCUUUUUAUACUAGAGAAUUGGAAAGAAACUGUUAGAAUUUUUUUAUUUUUCUGUUUUGAAACUUUCCUUCACUCGCAAUUUACUUUAUCUGUUUUGAAACUUUCCUUUACUCUCAAUUUACUCUUCUGUUGUUAAAAAAUGUAGUAGUUUUUUUUUACAUAUGAUGUCUAACAUUUUUUAUUUGUAUGUCAUAAUUUCAACAGCAAUGAAUUUUCCAGCAUUAAUUGUUUUACGUUUAUUUUAAUGUAAUCAAUUGUUUCAUUUAACUGGAAAAGGUGAUUUUAAAGUGAUGUUGAACAUUUUACUUUGAUCAAAUGUAGAAUUUUUUUUACAGUGCAGUAUUUUAUUUUUAUUAAUUGAAUUAUUUUAGAUCUUUUGUGAGAUAUCUUAUAUUUAGAAUCUCUAUUUUUUUUUAAUUCUUACUCAAAGUCAAUACUUUAAAUAUAGAAAAUACAUCUAAGCCCAAAUAACCUUGAUGCAUAAUCUCAAUUACAUAACUAAUUAUAUCAUUGUAUUUUAUUACUUUGUGUAAACACAAUGUCAUACAGCAAAUUGUGUCUGGUAUAUAUUUUUUUACUAAAAGAAAUUCAAACAUAUCUAAAAUUUUGAAACUUUUCAAAAUUAAAAAAAGAAAACAUUAAGCUUUGAUGUUGUCAACCAAUUUGAAAUAUUGUAAAUUUUGGAAAGUUAGGCAGUAUUAUAUAAAUUUUCUAUGAAUUGUUGAUAAUAUUGUAAUUAUUUUACAAUAGUUUUAUGUUGAUCGUAAUACUCUUCAAGAUUUUUUAAUAUUUUGUUGUUUUAGAUGUUUAUGUCUAGAACUGUUUGCUAAGGCCAAUGCAUUACAUGUUUUUUUUUUUUAUGGCCCCACAACAAAGUUGUCGGGGCCAUAUAGUUUUACCCUUAUCCGUCAUUCCGUCAUUCAGCAACAAACCAUUAUACGCAAUUUUUUUCUAAAUGCCUUCAGAUAUUGGGCUGAUUUUUGGUAUGUGAGUUAACCCUGAUGAGUUACAGAUCAAGUUUAAGUAUCGUUCUACUCUGCAAAUUUUUGCCGAAAUUACAGGCUUUGGACUUUUAUAAAUUGUUAAAAAUCACAGUUAUACAGACUCUUUUCUAUACGCCUUCAGAUAUUGGGCUAAUUUUGGUACGUGAGUUAACCAUGAUGAGUUACAGAUCAAGUUUAAGUUUUGUUCUGCUCUGCUAAUUUUUGUCGAAAUUACAGGCUUUGGACUUUGAUAAAUUGUUGAAAAUCACAGUUAUACAGACUCUUUUCUAUACGCCUUCAGAUUUUGCGCUGAUUUUUGAUAUGUGAGUCUAUCUACCAUGAUGAGUUACAGAUCAAGUUUAUAUUCGUUCCACUAUGCUGAUUUUCAUGUUGUUUCAACACAUCUUGUUAGGUCUGCAGUACAUCCACUUCCAGUUUGAAAUUUAACUACUCAUUGAUCAAGGAAAUUUUUCAUCAAACUAGUAUUGGUAUUGAAAGCUAGAUACUAUCCAUGAAUGUUUGUGUCCACAUGUGUUGUUGAAAUUGCAGAUUUUUCACUUUUUGAGACAGGGCCGUUGUUCCGACACAUCUAGUUUAAAACUGUUGAAUACUCUUGUAAUUGUACAUUUUUUGUUGAUUGUUUGUGUCUCAGUUAGAUUUUUUCAAAUACUUAAAUACUGUGAGAUCAAAGUUAGAAAAGUACAUAUGUUUCAAUGAACUUUUUAUCCUGCCACUUAAGGUUUGAAAAUAAUUCUCACGUUGUUACAAAAAUCAGGGCAGCAGUAAUUUACAAGCUUUGUGUUAAUAAGAUAUAUAAUUAGUGAAUGCAAAAGAUUUCUUUUAGUUUUUUGAUAGCUGUAAAUUCUAAUGUGUUAGUUAACCAUAAAACCAGAACUUUUUUUGUCUGAUAAGUUCAAAAGUUCAUAUUUAGAGAAUCUCCUAUUAAUGCUAUGUAAUUUUUAUAUUAAUUUGUUUGUAAAGUGCAAAUAUUGGAUUGGUUUUAUUAGUAGCAUUCAAUAUAAACAAAUGUCAUCAAAUGUUUUUGGUCCUUCAUUUUAAAGAUUUUCAUUGCCUGACAUUUUUUCUUGUGAUGGAUAAAAAAUAAAAACCGAAUUCAAAGUUAGCAAGACAUUAAAAACCAAACUGUUUUGAAAUUACUUAAUUAUCAUACAGUAGUUUAGCAGGGCAGCAUUUACAAUCCAAAUAUAAAAAGUUUAGAGCUGACUUGCAAUACUAAAAAUCAAUUAUUUACCUUUUGGUAAUUUAUUUUCAAAACACAGUAGAAUGUCAAAUAGAAUUUACUCCUUUGUUACGAACCAAAACUGGCCAAAUUCAGAUAUUCAAAGAGUAUCAUGAUAGAGGUAACUCUUGGUAGCAUUAUUUAAGACCACCAUUGAAUAUGGUUUGUUUUUUUUAUUGAAUAUCAACAGCAUGACUAUGUCAGACAGUCAGAUAUCAAUAAUGCAGAUACAAAAUUCACUUUAAAAGUUUUUCUUAUUGAGAGUGUGCCAUGAUGUAAAAAAAAUAUGGUUCUUAUUAUCUUUUUUUUAAAUCCAGCUUUAGUAUAGGAAUUGAGUUAAAAGAUGAAAACAAAUAUUGAUAUUUGAUAAUAUCUUGAUAAAAUUAAGAUUUAAGGUAAAUCUAAUUUAUUUCUGAUACAAUUAAACAACAUUUUGUAUUGUACAGUAGUUGUCAUGAAUCGUAUGCUUGUUUUACAUAAAAUCUUAUGACUAAAAUUAAUCAAAAAGUUAUUCUGAAAUGUUCACUGACUAACAGUAUUUUACCCCAAGAAGUUUUUGUGAUAAAAAGUUGCUAUUUAGUUUUUAUGGGGCAUGCAUAUACUAAAAAAGUGCAUUGUAAAUUCUAGUGCCAGGUUUUGUCAGUUUACUGAAAUGAAAAAAGUAAUGCACAAAUACAAUUUAGAAUUUACCUGACAUUUGCCACCUCAAACAAGUUAUAAAGUAUUUGACUAGUCACAGGCUAUUUAUAUACUGUAAUACAUUACCAAAUAUUUAUGUCAUUUUAGGUCUGUAUUGUUACAUAAAUAAAUAAAAUGAAUUUUACAUUU